Messenger RNA from Amphimedon queenslandica, 2521 nucleotides. RefSeq names its product nuclear pore glycoprotein p62-like. Gene Ontology annotation, cellular component: nuclear pore; nuclear pore central transport channel. The record is from RefSeq and is a predicted model, not a curated record. Lineage: Eukaryota; Metazoa; Porifera; Demospongiae; Haplosclerida; Niphatidae. The transcript has 10 exons. The coding region runs from base 90 to 1970 and encodes 626 amino acids. Gene Ontology annotation, molecular function: structural constituent of nuclear pore; phospholipid binding. Gene Ontology annotation, biological process: protein import into nucleus; RNA export from nucleus.
CCCACUUCACGUGUUGCUGACUUGCUGUAGAACUCAGUUUUCCAGAGGUUUUUCGAUCUUUCACUUUUGAACCACUUUAGAAUUUAGCUAUGAAUGUUGGAGGAGGUCUAGGGCAAGGUGGCGGCGGCGGUGGUUUGGGUACUAAUCGAUUUCAGUUCCCAGUUUCUCAACCAGGAGGGGGUUUAGGCGCCGGAUUAAGAGGAAUAGGUCAGACACCUUUGCAGAUGGGACAGGGUCAGACUGGUUUAACUGGUUUGACUGGAUUGAAUCGUCCACAACUCGGCCAACCUCAGAUCAGACCAACUGGCCAGAUGGGUCUGACAGGCCAACAUCAACUUGGACAAACUGGCUUGACUGGCCUUACAAGUCAGCCUCAGACUGGCCUUACUGGUUUGACUGGCUUGACAAGCCAACCUCAAGCUGGUCUUACUGGUUUGACUGGUUUAACAACCCAACCUCAAACUGGUCUUACUGGUUUAACAAGCCAGCCCCAGACUGGCCUUACAGGCUUGACUGGGCAUACAAGCCAACCUCAAACUGGCCUUACAGGUUUGGCGGGAUUAACAAGUCAACCUCAAACUGGCAUUACAGAUUUGGCAGGAUUAACUAGCCAACCUCAAACUGGCCUUACUGGUUUGGCGGGAUUAACUAGCCAGCCUCAAACUGGCCUUACUGGUUUGGCGGGAUUAAAAAGCCAACCUCAAACUGGCCCUACUGGUUUGAUGGGAUUAACUAGCCAGUCCCAAACUGGUUUAACAAACCAACCUCAAACUGGCCUUACUGGUCUUACAAGUCAGCCACAAGUAGGCCUAACUGGUCUAACUGGUUUGCAAGGAGGGUUGCCACAAGCCAGACCUGGACUGACUGGCUUACAGACUGGUCCUACCAGCAGUGGCUUAACCGGAUUACAGCAAAUGAAACCAACUGGAAUAUCUCAUCCUACAACUGGUUUGGCUGGUCUUACGUCCCAGCCAUCAACAGGUUUGACUGGCUUGACCUCUCAACCCACAACCGGUAUAACAGGUUUGACAUCACGUCCUGCCACUGGCUUAACUGGACUAACUUCUCAGGCUACAGCAGGCCUAACGUCUCAGCCAGUAACUGGUUUAACUGCUACCUCUACACAAGCAAGGACGGGUCUCCCUACUGGCUUAACUGGUUUGACAAGUACUCAGCCCACAACUGGUUUGACUGGCUUAAUGAGUCAACCUAAAACUCAACCAACAAUUGGUCUCACACAGGCAGCAACUGGCCUUACUAGUGGCCUACCAUCAUAUGGUACUGCUACUGGCCUCACUGCCAAUCCACCAGUAACUACUUUAGCUGCUUCAAGUGCUGUCACUAGCACUGGCCCUACUACUGAGGCUCCUGUUAAGAAAUAUACUUAUAAGAAACUAGAAUCACUCAUUGAUCAGUGGAGCAGGGAUUUGCUCAAUCAAGAGCGCAUUUUCAUGCAGCAGUCUCAGCUGGUUGGUCAAUGGGAUACCAUGUUGCAGCGUAACGGAGACAGGAUUAUAACAUUACACGAUCAGGUUGAUAAAUUGAAGACUGAUCAGAAGAAAUUGGAUAGUGAACUGGACCUUAUUGGCACUCAACAGAAAGACCUUGAGGAAAUACUCUCUCAAUUAGAAACUGGCCUCCAGCAACAGCAGACGCAACUAACUGAGUCACAACAUCCUGACAUUGAACGUAACAGAAUCUAUGAACUGGUGAAGAGGAUUGAUUCCCAGUUGAACAGUAUGGGACACGAUCUGAAAGAUGUUAUUGAGCAAAUGAACGCCGAGGGAAUGCAAGAAGAAGAUAGUGAAGUGUUUCAGAUUAUUAAGAUACUGAAUGCUCAUACUGACUCAUUAAACUGGGUUGACAGGAAUACAGCGAUAUUACAAGAGAAAAUGAGAUACAUUGCACAAUUGACUGAGCAGCAUCGAAUGGAGCAGGAGAGAUCAUUCCAUUUGGCUUUUGGGCAGUGAAGGAUAUAAAAAUUUGAACAAGUGUAAGAUGAACAUUGCACACCUACUGUACAUGACAUGCCUGCACCAGGAGUACUCAUAACUAUCUUAAGUAGUACAUCAAUUAAUGAUUGUUUUGAUUUUGAAACAUUAUUAUUAUUAUUAUUAUUAUUAUUAUUAUUAUUAGCAUUAUUAGUAUUAUUAUUUUAAAAAGAAUUCACUUUUACCUAUAAACUCUAUGUAAUGAGUAUUAUAAUUAAAUGAGAUCAGUUCCCUUAUAGAAAUACAUUUAUACAUUUUUAGCACUAAAAUUUGCACACUACAGUGCUUCUCAUCUUUGUAAUAGCUUCUUUUAGCUUUAAUUUUUAUUUUACAAAAAAAAAUAUAUAUAUAUAUAUAUAUACAAUGCCUAUAUAUCAAAAAAGUUAUUCUCAACUACAAACUCUAGAUCUAAGCCUAUUCUAUUCUAACUAUAUAUAUACUGCUAAUAACUGUUCAUUGUUCUUGUAAUUGCAUUCAGAUGCAAGCCCUUGGCAGCUCACAAACAAUGGUCACUUGAUAAUAUUUAGGAA